CACCUAUCAACUGAGAAUAUUCAAACGGCAUGUGGAAUUAUCCUGGACAGUCGAGAGGCCCCUCGAAUAAUGCGUAUGGAGCUCCGCCAAAUGGGUUUCCCGCUCCUGGUGGUCAAUUCAACCAACCUGGGUACGCGCCUUCGUAUGGCCCUCCGCCGGGGGCACCUCCUGGCUAUGGCCCUCCAUUUGGCCCUCCUCCUCCACCCAUGCAUAAUUAUCCGGGCGGACAUCAGUAUGGUGGCCCCCCACCUGGCCCUCCUCCCAUGCCUCAUCAGAACAGCCGCCCAUAUGAACGUUUCGCUCCUCCCAGUGGACCGCCCCCAGCCAGGCCUCCGUCAGGCCAGCAGCAUUACGGGCCUCAAUUCGAAGGCGCGAACCAUCAACAGCAGCAGCCAUACUUCCAGUAUUCACAGUGCAAUGGAAAAAAGAAAGCACUUUGUAUCGGUAUCAACUACGUUGGACAGAGUGCAGAGUUGAAGGGGUGUAUCAACGAUGCGCGCAAUAUCGAAAAGUUUCUCUGCACUCGGUUUGGUUACAAACAAGAGGACAUCGUAGUUCUGACUGACGAUCAGAACGGUCCUCGGUCGAUGCCCACUAAGGAUAACAUGCUCCGUGCCAUGGAAUGGCUUGUACGAGAUGCUCGCCCUAAUGAUUCCUUGUUCUUCCACUACUCGGGGCAUGGUGGACAGACGAAAGAUUUGGACGGCGAUGAAGCUGAUGGGUUCGAUGAAGUAAUUUAUCCUGUAGACUUCAAGCAGAACGGCCAUAUUGUCGAUGAUGAAAUGCAUGCUAUCAUGGUCCGGCCUUUGCCCCCUGGCUGUCGGUUGACAGCCAUCUUUGACUCCUGCCACUCCGGCUCCGUUCUCGAUUUGCCGUACAUUUAUUCCACGGAAGGUAAAAUUAAAGAGCCGAACCUUGCCGCAGAAGCUGGCCAGGGUCUGCUCAGCGCUGUUUCAUCGUAUGCUCGCGGGGAUAUGGGCGGCGUGUUCAGUUCAGUUUCUGGGCUGCUCAAGACCGCGACCGGUAAUGGUCAAAAAGCCAACGAUUACGCCAAGCGAACCAAGACGAGCCCUGCUGACGUCAUCUCGUGGAGCGGAUGCAAGGAUUCACAGACGAGCGCAGAUGCUUACGAAGCUGGCGCGGCGACUGGGGCUAUGAGCUAUGCAUUCAUGACUGCACUCGGUGAGAAUCCCCAGCAAAGCUACCAGCAGCUUCUGGGCAACCUUCGUGGCAUCCUGAAGGCAAAGUACAGUCAGAAGCCACAGCUGUCGAGCUCUCACCCGAUGCAAACCGAACUUUUGUUCAUCUGCUGAGCCCGAUAUUCUUGACCCACGGCACUUGUGAGACUCCCGUGUAAUUGUAUCGAAUCGUUGGCGUCUUGUGCAUAAAAUGGACACUUGACACCGACAUAUGUGAUGUUAGUUUUGUACUAUCUUCAAUUAUGAUUCAGAAAUGGACCUUUGUAUAAA
This is a messenger RNA of Heterobasidion irregulare TC 32-1, 1469 nucleotides long. RefSeq lists its product as uncharacterized. Gene Ontology annotation, molecular function: cysteine-type endopeptidase activity. The transcript has 20 exons. The record is from RefSeq and is a predicted model, not a curated record. Bases 30 to 1313 code for a protein of 427 amino acids. Lineage: Eukaryota; Fungi; Basidiomycota; Agaricomycetes; Russulales; Bondarzewiaceae. Gene Ontology annotation, biological process: proteolysis.